AUGCAGGUCUCCUUUGUGUGCUCCGAGCACAGCAUCAAGAGCCGGAGCGCGGAGGACCGGCUGAACCGACAGAAUGCCGGCAGCCCCAGCCUCGGCACCCGUGGCAAGUUCCGGGCGGUGGCCAUGGUGGCCCGCAGCCUGGGGCAGCUCUCAGUGCAGAACGCCCCCUCCUCCAGCGAGUCCAGCAUCAAGCAGCCAGGGAUGAAAUACCGGAACCUCGGGAAGUCUGGGCUGCGCGUGUCCUGCCUGGGCCUGGGGACGUGGGUGACUUUCGGAGGGCAAAUCACAGAUGAGAUGGCAGAGCAGCUGAUGACUUUAGCCUACGACAACGGCAUUAAUCUCUUCGACACGGCAGAAGUCUAUGCUGCUGGCAAGGCCGAGGUGGUGCUGGGGAACAUCAUCAAGAAGAAAGGGUGGAGACGGUCCAGCCUGGUCAUCACCACCAAAAUCUUCUGGGGAGGAAAGGCCGAGACGGAGAGGGGCCUGUCCCGAAAGCACAUCAUAGAAGGUCUGAAGGCGUCGCUGGAGCGGCUGCAGCUGGAGUACGUGGACGUGGUGUUCGCUAACCGGCCCGACCCCAACACGCCGAUGGAAGGGGACCCAUUUAGUUCCUCCAAGUCCAGGACUUUCAUCAUAGAAGCCUGGUGCCUGCGCAACGAGGGCGUCAGCUCCGUCUUGCUGGGUGCCUCCAACGCCGACCAGCUGAUGGAGAACAUUGGAGCAAUACAGGUCCUUCCGAAACUGUCAUCUUCCAUCAUCCACGAGAUCGAUAGCAUCCUGGGCAACAAACCCUACAGCAAGAAGGACUACAGAUCCUAAGCGCGCACGCAAGCGCGCUGCCCGCCGCGCAGCCCUCGCCGCCCGUUCGCUUGCUUACGCUUUGUUGGAGCAAAGUGGAGAGUGUGGUUUGCACCGUGAGCCCGACACACCGCGAGCGCUGAGAGCCAGCGCUCCCGCCCACGCUGCCCCGGACCAUCGUACCGCUGCCA
Messenger RNA from Aptenodytes forsteri (emperor penguin), 989 nucleotides. RefSeq names its product potassium voltage-gated channel subfamily A regulatory beta subunit 2 (gene KCNAB2). The record is from RefSeq and is a predicted model, not a curated record. Gene Ontology annotation, cellular component: voltage-gated potassium channel complex; juxtaparanode region of axon; extrinsic component of cytoplasmic side of plasma membrane. Lineage: Eukaryota; Metazoa; Chordata; Aves; Sphenisciformes; Spheniscidae. Gene Ontology annotation, molecular function: transmembrane transporter binding; potassium channel regulator activity. The transcript has 11 exons. Bases 1 to 819 code for a protein of 272 amino acids. Gene Ontology annotation, biological process: regulation of potassium ion transmembrane transport; regulation of action potential.